AUGGACACAGAUGCCUUUGUAUAUCCUCUUACAGGCUUAUACACGGAGCACGACUUCAUGCUGCCUGGGCUAACUCCUCUUUCUCUUCCAGCACAAAUUGAAGUAAUCCCUUGCAAGAUCUGUGGGGAUAAGUCGUCUGGGAUCCACUACGGGGUUAUCACCUGUGAGGGGUGCAAGGGCUUCUUCCGCCGCAGCCAGCAGUGUAAUGUGGCCUACUCCUGCACCCGUCAGCAGAACUGCCCCAUCGACCGCACCAGUCGGAACCGAUGCCAACACUGCCGCCUGCAGAAGUGCCUGGCUCUGGGCAUGUCUCGAGACGCUGUUAAGUUCGGCCGAAUGUCCAAGAAGCAGAGGGACAGUCUCCAUGCAGAAGUGCAGAAACAACUGCUGCAGCAGCAGCAGCAACAGCAGCAGCAGCAACAGCAGCAGCAGCAGGAACAAGUGGCCAAGACUCCUCCAGCAGGGGGCCAUGGAGCAGAUACCCUCACAUACACGUUGGGGCUCCCAGAUGGGCAGCUACCCCUGGGCGCCUCACCUGACCUACCUGAGGCCUCCGCUUGUCCCCCUGGCCUCCUGAAAGCCUCGGGCUCUGGGCCACCAUAUUCCAACAACUUGGCCAAAACAGAGGUCCAAGGAGCCUCCUGCCACCUUGAGUACAGCCCAGAGCGAGGCAAAGCCGAAGGCAGAGACAGCAUCUAUAGCACAGCCAGCCAGCUUACUUCUGGAAGACGUGGACUUCCUUUUGAGGGAUCCAGGCAUCCUGAGCUUGGGGAAGCAGAACAGGGUCCAGACAACCACUGCAGUCUCAGUUUCUGCAGUGCCCCAGAGGCACCGUAUGCCUCUCUGACAGACAUAGAGUACCUGGUACAGAACGUCUGCAAGUCCUACCGAGAGACCUGCCAGCUGCCACUGGAGGACCUGCUGCGGCAGCGCACCAACCUCUUCUCCAGGGAGGAGGUGACCAGCUACCAGAGGAAGUCGAUGUGGGAGAUGUGGGAACGCUGUGCCCACCACCUCACUGAGGCCAUUCAGUAUGUGGUAGAGUUUGCCAAGCGGCUCUCGGGUUUCAUGGAGCUCUGCCAGAAUGACCAGAUCAUACUACUGAAAGCAGGAGCAAUGGAAGUUGUGCUUGUCAGGAUGUGCCGGGCCUACAACGCUGACAACCAUACAGUCUUUUUUGAAGGCAAAUAUGGUGGCGUGGAGCUGUUCCGAGCCUUGGGCUGCAGCGAGCUCAUCAGCUCCAUAUUCGACUUUUCCCGCUUCCUCAGUGCCUUGCGUUUUUCUGAGGAUGAGAUUGCCCUCUACACAGCCCUGGUGCUCAUCAAUGCCAACCGACCUGGGCUCCAAGAGAAAAGGAGAGUGGAGCAUCUGCAGUACAAUCUGGAGCUGGCCUUCCACCAUCAUCUCUGCAAGACUCAUCGCCAAGGCCUCCUCGCCAAGCUGCCACCCAAAGGGAAACUCCGGAGCCUGUGCAGCCAGCAUGUGGAAAAGCUGCAGAUCUUCCAGCAUCUCCACCCCAUCGUGGUCCAAGCGGCCUUCCCUCCACUCUAUAAGGAACUCUUCAGCACUGAUAUUGAGUCCCCUGAGGGGCCAACCAAGUGACCUGGAGGAAAGACAACUUUACUUCCUUCAGCCUGAUGGCCUGUCUCCCUGGACUCCAUUCCCUCAGCCUCCACCUUCCUGUGCUCUGUGGAGGGUGGUCUCCCUCGGAGCGAGCAAACACUGAGACUGGUUUUCUGCCCUCCCCGCCCCCAGGCUUGCCUGGCAGAACAACAGUAGCAGAUGAUGGAGAAAAGGCUUGCUAUGGUUGAUUUCCCAUAAGUUCCACCCUGGCUUCUGGAAGGUGUGGGGUAGAUGGGAUGUAAAGGCCUGUAGGACAAACAGGUCGAACUAAAAACAAACAGACAGGGGCAUAAAUCUGGGUACCGGGACGAAGAGAACUCAAUUCUAGGCUCCAAAGCUCACAGAAGUCCUUCGAAUACCUCAUUGUAUUUCUCCAGCUGGGGGAGAUGGAUCUAGCUCAGAAACUGGUGGUGGCAAGCAGUCAGAAGCAGGAAUCCAGAUCCUUGAGAUUUUUCUGCCUCCCUCCUUCUUAGUUCAGUAAAGAAGUCGUUGGCCACCCUGCCCUUUUUCUGGGACCUAAAAUACCUGGAUAUGUAAAGACGAGGGGUGGGAUGGAAAUGAGGGGCCAGGCUAAGGUUUGGUAGGGUUUGGGUGUGGAGAGAGGGAGCAGUGGAGGCCAAGAGCAUCACUGGCAGAGUUAGAACAGGAACCUCGUGGGUGCACUCUGAGUCGGCUCUGUUAGCACGGUCUGAUCAGAGCCACACAUCCACACACACACAGAUGGAGCACAGAGCAACUUUGCCUGCCGUAAGGCAGUCCUGUAGAUACUCUUCCUCUGACACAACCUCUUCCCUGCGGUCACAGCUCAGAGAAGCUUGAGGGGCUUAGGAAAGAGUUCCAAUCCAUACAGGACGCCAGAACACACCAUCCCAGCUCCAGCUGUCUUCUGUCCCAAGAACUAUCCCUAAGAGAAGCAGAGGACUGGACGCUGACCAGCCAGACACCUAAGGACCAGCACCCAGGAGGAUGCCCUUGACCUCAGCCUCUACCCUGCCCUCUCUGUGAGGAAGGAGGGCAGUCCCAUCCCCUGCUCUGUGCCUGUGUGCCACCGACGACUCCAGCAUGAGGGAGUGACUAGGCAGGGACCUGUUUCUCCUCCAUAAUCUUGCGCUGAACUUCUCAGCUUUGUAAAGCUGUGGACUCUCCUAGGAGGUGUAAGCAGCCGGGGAGACGGAGGGAGAUUUUUUUUCCUCUCGGGAG
This is a messenger RNA of Peromyscus eremicus (cactus mouse), 2823 nucleotides long. It is a transcript of the gene Rorc, whose product is annotated as RAR related orphan receptor C. The record is from RefSeq and is a predicted model, not a curated record. The coding region runs from base 1 to 1602 and encodes 533 amino acids. NCBI's taxonomy places the organism in Eukaryota, Metazoa, Chordata, Mammalia, Rodentia, Cricetidae. Gene Ontology annotation, cellular component: nucleus. Gene Ontology annotation, molecular function: nuclear receptor activity; RNA polymerase II cis-regulatory region sequence-specific DNA binding; zinc ion binding. Gene Ontology annotation, biological process: regulation of transcription by RNA polymerase II. The transcript is spliced from 10 exons.